Emericellopsis cladophorae is the source of this 870-nucleotide messenger RNA. RefSeq names its product Cyclin-like protein. NCBI's taxonomy places the organism in Eukaryota, Fungi, Ascomycota, Sordariomycetes, Hypocreales, Bionectriaceae. Bases 1 to 870 code for a protein of 289 amino acids. The record is from RefSeq and is a predicted model, not a curated record. The transcript is spliced from 2 exons.
AUGAUGCGCCAGAGCGAGAAGAGACAGGGCCGUAUGCCGCCAUCAGAGGAGGAGGACGAUGGCCACAGCUACUUCACAUAUCGCCCUCUGUCCAACCUACCGACACCACCGCCAAGCUCCCGCGAAUCAUCCUCUACCCUCGACUACGACGUGCACGAGGGCGAUCCCGAACUCGCCAAGUUCAAAGGCCCCGCUAUCCAUCUCGUCAACCUCAUACCCUCGUCGGCCUCGCUCGCCGACGCCUCCGUCCCCCUGGUCCAGGCCCUUCUCGCCCGCUGCCACCUCCCGCUCGAGACCAUCGCCCUGGCCGUUUGCAUCCUCGACGCCCUUGACGCGCGCUUUGCCCGUCACUGGCGGGUCUCCUGCCCUCUCGCCACACCAAAGCAGAGCAAGCGCCACACCCUACCGCCUAGCCCGCACACCGCGCAGCUGCUGCACAUUGACUCGGUCGCGCCCGAGAUCAUCGUCCUCUCGGCGCUGGUGGUGGCCGCCAAGUUCACCGAGGAUCCGCAGGAGAGCACGCGCUACUACGUCGACCGCUGGGGCCGCGGCCAGUGGACGGCGGCCCAGCUCAACGCGACGGAACGCUGCAUCAUGGAGUCGCUCAACUACCGGCUCAUGCCGCUCACGGAGGACGCGUGCAUUGCAGACGCCAUGGUGGACAUGCAGCUCGCGGGCCGGCAGCAGUGCCAGAGCAGCUGGGACCAGAGGCAGCUCACGCCGCCCGAGAGCUGCGGCGAGGAUGAAGAGGAGGAGGACGUGGCUGCCACCGUGUUUGUUCCCGCGCACAGCCGGGCCAAGACGAUGGUGACGGUUGGCGUGACGGCCUUCGACUUUGAUGCAUCCGACGUGGCGACGCCACUGGCUUGA